AUGAAUUGCAAAAGGCGCUCGUAUCCGAUAGCGUCGCACACGCGCCGCUGUAAACGAGUGCUGAAAGAGGUUGAAUCGAACGGCGGCGACGAUCAGUACGCGAUUGAGAAGAUCAUCGAUCAUGUCGAUUUUCAAACCGCGUUCAACGCUUACGUUAUCAACGGCGAUCAGAGCUAUAGCAAUAUAUUCGACACUGUUGUGAAUCCCGGCCGAAGAGUCAAUGAAUACUACAAGUACUAUUAUAAGAUCAAAUGGAGGGAUUGGCCGAUGAAGGAUAGUAAUUGGGAAUGCGAGGGCAAUUGUCUCACCGCGCCAAAUUUGUACCAUUACAAAAGGUUUAAUAAUCUUCCGAUAGCUGUUAUCAAGCUUCGUGGCAAAAUCUCAAAAGGUUCAAAUAGUUUGGUGGAGUUUGUUUCCGACGAGACUGUCGAGAAAUCGAAAUCGUUUGUGUGGGACGUUCAUGAUUUGAAGUAUAAUGGAAAAUUUGGGAUUGUGAUACGCGAGAACCUGAGAAUCAGCUCGGAAGUGGAGAAGAAUGAGAAAAAAAUCGAGAUUGCCGAAGAAUCCAAUGCGACUAGAAUCUUGAGAUUUAUGAAAUCCGAUCGCUCAUGGCUCUGCUCACUUGUCAAACAUUUCAAUAUCAGCUACAUGAGAGAUUGCUAUAUAAGCAACGGUUUCAUAACAAUGAUUUAUGAUUAUUAUCCGGAAACGCUUCGCGAGUACAUCCAAAACGAGGAAUAUUCGCCGGAAGUGAUUGUGAAAAACAUGUUCCGCGACAUCUCGCAAGCGUUUGACUAUAUCCAUCAAUACGGCAUCCAUCAGAACAUCACGAUCGAUCAUAUUCGCUGCCAUCGAGGCAUCUAUCGUUUGACGUCGUUCAAGAAUUUCACGUUCAAACAAUCGGUGGAGCCCGUCGACGUGAAGUGCGGCGCGCCGAUUUACGCGCCGCGAAAAUUCGGAACGAGUUUCGCGUUCGACAAACAGAUCGAUUAUUAUGCGAUGGGAGUCGUCAUUCUUCAAUGCAUCAAUAGGAACACCGAUUUGGAGGCGGACGCGAUUUCGGCGAACGAGAUGCUCGUCGAAAUGAACCAGACGAACCAACUUGAAUAUCUGACGAGAUUCGCGCAAUUCCUUCUCAGAAGCCGCCAUCAUCUGAAUGAUGGCCGAAUUCCGGAAAUCAGAUAUUCGCCGGAAGUGCUUCGCAGCCAUCCGGCGAUGGACGCCAAAGAAUUCAAAACACUCAACUGUCAAAUAUUGUUCACUUACAACGCGGAGCCCGUCGAUGAGACCCUGUACUAUAAAGAUGAUGAGACUGUUGGCCAGGCGAUUGAUAAAUUGCGCACCUGGUAUAAUGAUAGUGUCAAAUUUUGGCUCGUCCAAUGCGCCAAUUUUGCGUCGGCCAUCACCGUGUUUCGAUUAAUCGAUCCGAACACGCGAAUGGCGCUUCUCAACACGGAAUUUGGUGAUUUUGUGCUGUUGCCGAUUGUCGAUUUGCAUCGCGACGAGGAAUGUUCGAAGCGGAGACGAAUGGCGAUUGUUAGCGUGCCGCAGGAGCUCGGCUCGGCGCCGGUGCUCGUCGAGCAUUCCGGCGCCACCGACAUGCAGAUAUCGGACGCGGUGGCGAAUUGUGUGUUCGACAACUUCCGCAAACAGUGCUUCUGUUUUCCGACGAUGCCGGUGCAUCGCGGCACCGGCUGGUUGAGGGGCACACCGGCCGGAUUCAAUAAUGAAGACAUCGACGAGUUCCUGAUGAGAGCCUACGUUGUAACCGACGAGAGCUGCGCCGAAGCCCACUGGCCCGACAAUGUGUUUGAGCGCAGCUUGAGCCUCCCGAGCGGCGCUUCGGCGAUAUUCCAACACGAUGAUAUGGCGAUUCGCGAGUCGGUAACGAACGAUGAGAAUCUCGAAUGGGUUCGAAAUGUUGAAUUAAGCGACGCGGCGGCUGAAGCGCAUCGCAGUUGUGUGCCGUGCACGCAGCUUUGCCCACUUGUCGAAGUGAUCGCCACGGCUUCUGCUCGCUGGCAUCAGUUGAAUCAAUAUUCUACCGAUUCUGGCUCUGAACGCGAGGCAAGCAUCGUAUUGUCGGGAUCUGAAGAGAUGAGCAGCUCCGAAGAGGUUUCGUGGAUCACGUGGUUUUGCGGUCUGCGCGGCAACGAGUUCUUUUGCGAGGUCGAUGAGGAGUACAUUCAGGAUCGUUUCAAUCUCACCGGUCUCAAUGAGCAGGUGCCGAAGUAUCGUCAGGCGCUCGACAUGAUUCUCGAUCUUGAACCAGAGGACGAACUCGAGGACAAUUCGGCGAACACCGAUCUCGUCGAGCAGGCCGCAGAGAUGCUCUACGGCCUGAUUCACGCCCGAUACAUUUUGACGAAUCGCGGAAUCUCGCAGAUGAUUGAGAAAUGGCGUGAUCACGAUUUCGGUGUGUGUCCGCGCGUCUAUUGCGAGAAUCAGCCGAUGCUUCCAAUUGGUUUGUCCGACGUUCCUGGUGAGGCGAUGGUCAAAUUGUACUGCCCAAGAUGUUGCGAUGUGUUUGUGCCAAGAUCAUCACGCCAUCAGCACACAGACGGAAGCUAUUUCGGAACCGGAUUCCCGCACAUGCUCUUCUUCGUUCAUCCGGACUUGCGCCCAAGAAAACCCGUUACUCAAUUUGUGCCAAAAUUGUACGGAUUCAAGAUCCAUCCGAGCGCCUAUGGCGAGGGUCUCGCUAUUCAACAACAGCAACAGAAUCAGAAUGCGGUCAACAACGGCCAACCAUCCGGCAGCCAAUACAACAAUUUUGGUAUCAAUUAA
Caenorhabditis bovis is the source of this 2787-nucleotide messenger RNA. NCBI's taxonomy places the organism in Eukaryota, Metazoa, Nematoda, Chromadorea, Rhabditida, Rhabditidae. The record is from the annotation of a GenBank genome assembly.